Molecule: messenger RNA, 5125 nt
Organism: Microcebus murinus (gray mouse lemur)
Lineage: Eukaryota; Metazoa; Chordata; Mammalia; Primates; Cheirogaleidae
Source: RefSeq, a predicted model, not a curated record
UGAUGUUGUACGCCCCAGCGCUGGAAAUAAAAAAAACCCUCCUGCUCUUUUGCAUCAAGCCUCUGGACUCUGAGUCUUUUUGGGCGGUCGUCUCUCUCUCCCAAACGGGCUGUACAUUCCUACGGCCCAACAUUUUGGGGGCUCGUCCGGGAUCGGAGAGGCGACCCCUCUUAAAAAGACCGGUGGCACCAGGCUUGGAGGUAGGCAGACUCCGGAGUCGUCCUUUAUAUUUGUCUCUGUGUUGUAUGUGAUGUGUCAAUUUUGAAGUUUGAAUUUGGAACGACAGGGUACUAACUCCGUAAGGAGGAAGUUCCUCUGGACCAAGAUAGGGUUCUUGGCCAGAAAAACUGUCGCCCUGGAGGACGCUCCAGGGAUUAGGAGUGACCAGGUGGCUUUGGUCGACUCCAGUUGUUUGCCUGCAGGUCGUUGCAGGAUUGGGCACGAUACUCCUAGGGUAGGAUAUCGUCCUUUGUCAGUAUUUGUGUGCAGAAGCAAGUGGCUUCGGUGUUUGUCUGUUGUCUGUGUUGUCGGUCUUUUCUCUUUAAUUAUACUUUUUACUCAUCCAGGAAUUAUGGGCCAAGGGAAGAGCACUCCUCUCUCUCUCACUCUGGCACAUUGGAAAGAGGUCCGAGAUCGGGCCCAUGACCUGUCCGUCAUCAUCCGGAAGGGCCCCUGGCAAACGUUUUGUGCCUCUGAGUGGCCCUCCCUCAGUGUGGGGUGGCCCUCAGAUGGAACUUUUAACCUUUCUGUUAUUUCUGCAGUGAAAAAGAAGAUCUUUGCACCGCACCCCCAAGGACACCCGAAUCAAGGUCCCUAUAUCAUUGUCUGGCAAGACCUCGCCCAAAACCCUCCUUCUUGGGUAAAAGUGCCAGUGCUACAACCUCCUCUCGCCCUGGUAGCCCAGACGGCUCCAUCAGAUCCAGUGCGGCGACCUCUACCCCUAACUGAUCCCCAGGCAGAAUCUCUCCUUCUCGAGUCUCCCCCACCCUAUGUCCCCCAGCAGCAGGCGCAGGUGGCCCAGCCAGGGCCAGGGACAGCCCAGCCCACGGCCCCUAUGGUUGCGGGUCCGGCUCAGGGUACUAGGAGUAGGAGAGGUUUAUCUCCAGAUUCCACUGUCACCUGCCCCCUGCGCCCAGUGCCGGUUCCCAACCCUGGGCCGGGAUUAGAGGAUGAUACAGCCCCCAUCCAGCUCCUCCAGUAUUGGCCCUUUUCCACAGCUGAUCUCUAUAAUUGGAAAACUAAUCAUCCUCCUUUCUCUGAGGACCCCCAGCGCCUGACCGGAUUAGUUGAGUCUCUGAUGUUUUCCCACCAACCCACCUGGGACGACUGUCAGCAGUUGCUCCAGACUCUUUUCACUACUGAAGAGAGGGAGCGGAUCAUUUUGGAAGCGCGGAAGAAUGUCCCCGGGCCAGACGGGCGCCCGACCCAACUCCCUCCGUUGAUGGAUGCCGCUUUCCCUUUGACCCGACCUAAUUGGGACUUCAACACGGCAGAAGGUAGGGAGCGACUGACUGUCUACCGCCAGACUCUAGUGGCAGGCCUCAGAGGGGCUGCGAGACGCCCCACCAAUUUGGCUAAGGUAAGAGAAAUUCUUCAGGGACCGACUGAACCUCCCUCUGUCUUCCUUGAACGACUGAUGGAAGCGUUCAGGCGGUAUACUCCUUUUGACCCGACCUCAGAAGGGCAGAGAGCCUCAGUAGCCAUGGCUUUCAUAGGCCAAUCGGCCCUAGAUAUCAAAAAGAAACUCCAAAGAUUAGAAGGAUUACAGGAUUUUACUCUCCAAGAUUUAGUUAAGGAAGCAGAAAAAGUAUAUCAUAAGAGAGAGACAGAGGAAGAGAAAGAACAAAGAAAGGAAAGGGAAAGAGAGGCCAGGGAGGAUAAAAGAGAAAGAAGGCAAGAAAAACGGCUGACGCGUAUCUUGGCUGCCGCUGUGGGUGACAAUGAGUCCCCACGUAGAGAAAAGGGUAAAACAGGCAGCUCAGGUACCAGGCCACCGUUAAGACCAACCCAAUGUGCUUUUUGCAAGGAGGACGGACAUUGGAAGAAAGACUGCCCUAAACUGCAAAACAAAAACAAGGUCCUAGCCCUCCAGGAAGAUAGUGAAUGAGAUAGUCAGGACUCGGCCCCCCUCCCUGAGCCCAGGAUAACUCUCAAUGUGGAGGGGAGACCCGUUGAUUUCCUAGUCGAUACGGGAGCCCAAUUUUCGGUCCUACGAAAGCCAUUAGGACCGCUCUCCAAAAGGACUUCUUGGGUGAUGGGGGCCACGGGCCAGGAGCGGUACUCAUGGACCACUAGUCGGACUGUGGACCUGGGAACAGGAAAAGUGACUCACUCCUUCCUAAUAAUUCCCCAGUGUCCUGCUCCCCUCCUAGGAAGAGAUUUAUUAACUAAAAUGGGAGCCCAAAUCACUUUUACUCCCAAAGGACCAACCCUCACCCAGCAUGAAAAAGUUACCCUGUUGACUCUCCGAUUGGAAGAUGAGCACCGGCUGUUCAAGGCCAGUGCAAAAGACAAGCAAAUAGUAGAUAGUGAGUGGCUGCGGCUGUACCCCGAAGCCUGGGCAGAAACCGCGGGAAUGGGUCUUGCCCACGAACAGCCCCCAGUGGUGGUAGAAUUAAAAUCUACCGCAACCCCAGUUGCCGUGCGGCAAUACCCUAUGGCGAAAGAGGCCUGGGAGGGGAUUAAACCACAUAUCCACCGCUUGCUGCACAUGGGGAUUUUGAUCAAGUGUCACUCCCCCUGGAACACCCCGCUCCUUCCCGUCCGAAAGCCAGGAACAAAUGACUAUAGGCCCGUGCAAGAUCUUAGAGAAGUUAACAAGCGGGUCCAAGACAUUCACCCCACGGUCCCCAACCCUUAUAACUUGCUAAGUUCCAUCCCUCCGUCCCAUGUGUGGUACUCGGUCUUAGACUUAAAAGAUGCUUUUUUCUGCUUGCGACUGCAUCCAGAAAGUCAAAAAUUCUUUGCUUUCGAAUGGAGAGACUCGGACUCUGGGGCUACGGGACAAUUAACAUGGACUCGACUCCCUCAGGGGUUCAAGAACUCCCCCACCAUCUUCGAUGAAGCCCUCCAUCAAGACUUAGCCGCCUUCCGAGCUGAGCACCCGCAGAUUACUCUUCUCCAGUACGUAGAUGACCUUCUCCUAGCGGGAGCCACGGAAGAAGACUGCAAAGCAGGUACACAGGACUUACUUGUAGAGCUCUCCCGCUUAGGGUACCGAGCAUCGGCCAAAAAGGCUCAACUAUGCCAGCAGGCGGUGACUUACUUGGGGUAUGUACUAAAAGGGGGUCAGAGAUGGCUCACAGAGGCCCGCAAGAAAACGGUCACUCAAAUUCUAAGACCCCGCUCCCCCCGCCAGGUACGUGAAUUCUUGGGAACCGCAGGUUUCUGUCGCCUGUGGAUCCCAGGGUUUGCAACGCUGGCCGAGCCUCUAUACACCCUGACAAAACAGGGAAACCCCUUUGAGUGGGGAGAGACUCAACAGAAGGCGUUUGAUGACAUCAAAAGAGCCCUUCUCUCUGCACCGGCUCUUACUUUGCCGGAUGUAUCCAAACCCUUUACUCUCUUCGUAGAUGAGAAGAAGGGGGUUGCUCGAGGAGUAUUGACUCAAACCCUGGGGCCUUAGAAAAGGCCAGUAGCUUACCUGUCCAAAAAAUUAGACCCAGUGGCUAGGGGAUGGCCGGCUUGUUUAAGGGCCAUAGCAGCCACUGCCUUGCUUGUAAAAGAUGCAGAUAAACUCACCCUGGGGCAAAAACUAACAGUUAUAGCCCCACAUGUGCUAGAAAGCAUCAUCCGGCAACCCCCCGAGCGGUGGAUGUCAAAUGCUCGGCUGACUCACUACCAGAGCUUGUUGCUGGACGAUGAUCGAGUCCUUUUCGGGGCUCCAGUAACUCUCAACCCAGCUACCCUGCUGCCGGAGGUGCACCCGGAGAGUGGAGCAGUUCUUCACUCCUGCCAUGACAUUCUGGCGGAGGAGACGGGGCCCAGAAGAGACCUCCGGGACGAGCCGUUACCCGACCCACAUUACACCUGGUAUACGGAUGGGAGCAGCUACCUACAUGAAGGUAAAAGGGUCGCGGGGGCAGCGGUGGUCAGUAAAGACAAGGUUAUAUGGGCUAGCAGCUUGCCCGAGGGAACCUCCGCCCAGAAAGCUGAACUGAUUGCUUUGACCCAGGCCCUGAGACUGGCGGAAGGUAAAAAGGCUAACAUUUACACAGACAGCCGUUACGCCUUUGCUACAGCCCAUAUCCAUGGAGCCAUAUACCGCCAGAGGGGCCUCCUCACCUCUGCAGGCCGAGAAAUUAAAAACAAGCAAGAGAUCUUGCACCUCCUCGAAGCUGUCCAUGCUCCCCAGGAGGUAGCUAUUAUCCAUUGCCCUGGACACCAAAAGGGGACCUCUGAAGUGGCCCAAGGGAAUAGAAAGGCCGAUUUGGAGGCGAGGCAGGCUGCCCUGCAGUCAGAGACACUAGUCCUCACUAUCAGUCCCUCAGUGGCCCCGCCGGAAUUCCUUCGUUAUUCCUCAGAGGAAGAAGAGAGCCUAACAAAAAAACCGGCGAGAUACUCUAGGGACCCGCAGGGGAUAUGGAAAACCCUAGAAGGAAAAAUUAUUAUACCAGAAAAAACAGCAAAAGUAUACCUAAGGCAGCUGCAUCGUCUCACCCAUUUAGGGGCAAACACCUGCGCCCAUUUCCAGUCAUCAAAAUAUCAUAUCCGGGGGAUUAGCCACCUAUCUGAAGAAGUAGUCCGCCAGUGUAAAGCUUGUCAACUAAUUAACUCUCACCCAUCCCAGGUUGGCCCGGCAGCGCUCAGGGGCAAGCCUGGGAGCAUGGGAGUGGACUUUACAGAGUAAAGCCCGCCGUAUGGAUAUAAAUAUCUCUUAGUUUUUAUAGACGGAGAUCUGGGCACCCCUGGCCGCCUCUACAAGCCGGGAGAAGUACAGGUGCCCCACCCGUCCAGGUUGGUGAUCUCGUCUACGUCAGGCGACACCGAGCUGCAACCUCGAGCCGAGGUGGAAAGGACCACACUUGGUGCUGCUGACGACUCCGACGGCCAUCAAAGUGGACGGCAUCGCGACCUGGAUUCACGCCUCACACGCAAAGCGGGCGCCUCCCGAGGACAACAAUGA